Messenger RNA from Trichomycterus rosablanca, 909 nucleotides. It is a transcript of the gene foxb1a, whose product is annotated as forkhead box B1a. The record is from RefSeq and is a predicted model, not a curated record. The transcript has a single exon. Gene Ontology annotation, molecular function: DNA-binding transcription factor activity, RNA polymerase II-specific; RNA polymerase II cis-regulatory region sequence-specific DNA binding. Gene Ontology annotation, biological process: anatomical structure morphogenesis; cell differentiation; regulation of transcription by RNA polymerase II. NCBI's taxonomy places the organism in Eukaryota, Metazoa, Chordata, Actinopteri, Siluriformes, Trichomycteridae. Bases 1 to 909 code for a protein of 302 amino acids.
AUGCCUCGCCCGGGCAGAAACACAUACAGCGACCAGAAACCACCCUACUCGUACAUCUCGCUUACUGCCAUGGCAAUCCAGAGCUGCCCAGAGAAGAUGCUGCCUCUCAGCGAGAUCUACAAGUUUAUUAUGGACCGCUUUCCAUACUACCGUGAGAAUACCCAGCGCUGGCAGAACUCUCUUCGUCACAACCUGUCUUUUAACGACUGCUUCAUCAAGAUCCCGCGGCGGCCGGACCAGCCUGGAAAGGGCAGCUUCUGGGCAUUGCACCCAAACUGUGGCGACAUGUUUGAGAACGGCAGCUUUUUGAGGCGUCGCAAGCGCUUUAAGGUAUUUCUGUCAGACCCGCUGGCACCCAGCAAGCCGUCCGAAGCGGCACAUUAUUUGCAGCAGCAGCAUGCCAAGUUGCGCCUUAGCGCCCUGGCUGCCACUGGCGCACACCUGCCACACGUACCCGCCUACAACCUGACCACACCUCCGCCGUCCACCUUCAAGCACCCGUUCGCCAUCGAGAACAUCAUCGCCCGUGACUACAAGGUGCCAGGUGGCCUGGCUUUCUCGGCUAUGCCCGCCAUGUCGGCUGGCUACCCUCUGCCCGGCCAGCUCGCCACAGCCUGGCCGCAUAUGUACGGCGCCGGGGCGCUCGAGAGCGCAGCGCCUAUUUCUGUAGCAAGCGGCGAUUAUGGGUACGGCGUGCCCAUCAAGACGCUGUGCCACGGCGCCCAAACUUUGCCAGCUAUUCCUGUGCCCAUCAAGCCCAUGCCUACACACCUGCCUGCGUUUCUUUCGAACUCUCCACAGUCGCUGAGUCCCACAUCACCGCACACGGGCACCUGCCAGAGCAGCCCUGCAAACCCGAGCGACGCGCUAAGCGGCCCGGCAACCCUGCAGUCUGUGGCCGUGCACUGA